Messenger RNA from Myzus persicae (green peach aphid), 6406 nucleotides. RefSeq names its product mucin-5AC. NCBI's taxonomy places the organism in Eukaryota, Metazoa, Arthropoda, Insecta, Hemiptera, Aphididae. The transcript has 5 exons. The coding region runs from base 458 to 5602 and encodes 1714 amino acids. The record is from RefSeq and is a predicted model, not a curated record. Gene Ontology annotation, molecular function: serine-type endopeptidase inhibitor activity.
AACCGCAGUCGCAGCCGACGACGAAGACCACCUCCGCAGACCGCCUCAGUGUCGUACAAGACGUCGGUGCCGCACAACGUUCGUAGCGCCAUAAUUUAUUGAAUAUAUUCCAAACGCGAACCCCCCCAGACGUGCGCGUGUAAGCAUUACCAUUCGUGCAUAUUAUUGCGAUUUCGUUCAACUUCCGAUAACGACAGUAAUAUCGACGAGUACGGUUGCUCUACCGCGUGACCAUCGCUGCCGCCAGAGUCGUUUACCUGUAACCGCUGUAACCGCACCCCAUAAAGCGAAAUCAACCACUUCCGACGUUUAGGGGAUUACCGGGAGCAGGUACUACAGUUGUCACUGGGGAAUAGUUUAUUUUUUUCAUCAGAAUAGUCCAUCCCGUUCCGGACUCAAGUGACAAAGCUGACACAUUUCCACACCGAGGUGUUCUAAACUAAUGUAAGAUUUAGACAUGGCGGGUAUCGAUACCCGGUGGCUGGUGACUCUGUGCUUGCUAUCUGCAGCGCAAUGUGUUCCUUCCAGGGUUACUUCUCAAUCAGAAACAGAUUCCGAAGACUCAAGAAGAGUUCUUGGUUCAAGUGUGGUAACAUCAGUAUCUGUAAUAAUGGAUCAUGGCAAUGGCACUAAAACAUAUUUUGCUGAUGGUCAAAGUAAAAACAUACAUAAACCUACAGAUACCAUAAUCGGUAGUCCUGGUAAUUUACUAUCACCUGACCGUUAUGAGUUUUAUACGUUUGACGAGACGGGGGAUUUAGUUAAACGAUUAAUGACAUUGGAUGAAAUACAUGGUUUAAUUGCUGGAGCAGAUCCAGAAUCAGUGAUGGCUGACGCUUCCCCUACAUAUUAUCAUGAUGCACUAUCAAGUCACUCAUCAGAAGCACUUAUGCACUUACCCGCUUCAGAUCUCGAAUCACUUGAUGCACCGGCAGUUCACAAGGUUCUGGAAAGUGUACAAAAUGUACUGAAAAAUGAAAUGGCUGCUAACUCAGGUAAACCUAUUCCUUCUAUGUCGAGCACAUCUUUACAUCGCCCAGAUUCAGCGUCCGCGUGGUCAGCCUUAUUUCCAGGACUAAUUGAAACUCCAGAUGACGUAGCUCAUCUUUCCGGAUACUUGCUUCCGUCCAAAACAACUGAGUCAAUGGACAUUCCAUUGACUAAAAAACCAUUGUCAUCUAAUAAAACACCGUUAGUAUCAAUGCAACCUCAAUCGACGACACUUAAAUUGCCACAGUCAUCUAUAAAAACACAAGUAGCCACUACAACAGAAAAAGUGAGGUCAACACCUAAAUACUCCACGGUUAAACCUGAAGUAACGUCGAAAUUCACUCCAACACAAUCAACAACACAGUCAACAACACAGCCAACCACACAAUCAACAACACAGUGGACAACACUUAAACCAUCAACGACUAAAAAACCUUUUAGGCCAAUACAGUCAUUUGAGAAACAAAAGCCAGCACUACAAAAACCAAUUUUAACUGUGCAUUCAACUACUAAACCAUCUAUCAUGGCAGAUAGCCUUGAGAUAAAUAAAGAAAUGUCAGCUUCUAUAUCAGAUAUGCUGUCGCAAGUUACUGAUAGCCAAUCGUCCAACCACAAACCUUUACAGACUAAUGAUUUAGUAGAAAAAGAUAGUACCGUAGAUUAUGUACCAGAAGAGAGUUCGCCAGAAUUAAGUUACUACAGUCCAAUAGCAAUGUCAUUGAGCACUGGUGGUGCUUUGAAACCUGUGACAGAAGCUUUGACAUCAGCUAGAAAACCUCCAAUUACAAUGAAGUAUAAAACUACAACAACAGACAUGCCAUUUUCACAAAAGACUAACCCUACCAUCACAGCAACAAGAUUUGCACCACCCAAGUCUAAUGUGACUAAAUCUCGACCAUAUGUGAAUGCUACUACAGCCUCUUAUGUGACAAAACCAUCAUCAAUUAAUAAAUUUAAUUCGACUACUGUUUCUACUACUAGAAAUAACUACCAUUACCCACCAAGUAAUAUGUCAACUAAAUAUAUGCAAAAAAUUACACAAACCACUCAAGCUUAUCCAAACAAAUUAAUUGACAGUUUCGUAAAAGUUGUUAACAAAACGAUAAAUAAUGCAACUCUUAGCAUGAAACAACCAGUAGAUACAUUUUGGAAUUCAACCGAGGAGGCGAAGAAUAAGCUCGUCAAAGAGCCCGUUAAAGUUUUCCAGACUAAAGUCACUUCAAAUCGACCAAAUGGCAUAAAUCGAACGAAUGUCACUUUGUCAAAUCGCAUACAAGAGUUAAAAACUACGGCUAUUCCAAAUUUCGGAUUUGGUUCGUCUACAACAACUAUUCGUAGUCAAACAGAACCCGAUAAAUAUGUGUCAGUUAAAGUAGAAGAAUGGCCAAUGACCGCCCAACAUCCAACUGCAUAUCCUUCAACUACUCCAUACAUGAGUACCGAAAAAUCGUUCUUUUCCAGCAACAGUCAGCCAUUAAACUCUGUUACAGACGCUAACGUUAUUAGAGAUUUAAUAUCGUCUUUUAUGACUAAAACAUCAACAGCUUCCAGCGUCUCCACUAGUACCGUACCUCCAACUACUGUUAGCGCACAAACACUCACGGCCUCCAUGUCGACUACAACACCGUCGGCGGUAAACACUAUAACUGGAAUUCCGGUAUCAAUGAUCUCGUCAUCAGUUGGAGAUUUAGGGACAACAACAACUACGACGACAACAACAGCACCAACUACAACAGCAUCAACUACAACAACACCAACUACAACAACACCAACUACAACAACACCAACUACAACAUCACCAACUACAACAACAUCAACUACAACAGAAACAGUGGCGAUUACGACAUUGGAGACCACAACGGCAACAGGAAUGGAAGCAGUAAAAACUGCUGUGGAAGCUGCAGAUACCGGUGUAAUGGUAGCGACGACGACUGCGGCUUCAACGAGUGCAGCGAGUAUGUUGACGGUCGUUUCUACGUCUGCUCAGAUUACAACUGGCACACCAAUAACACAGACCGCUAUCAAUGCCGAAGUAGGUUCGAUAUCGCCUAGUACAGCGGCUAGGACCACGGUCGCUAAUGCGACCUCAGUCACAUUUACAACACCAGAAUCAGAAACUCAAUACGUUCCAGUCACACAUUUCCUUCCUGAGUUACAAUUGAAAGAUAGACCAGAAACCGAAAACAACAUCAGUUCGCCGGGCGUAGACCUGAUGCUCAAAGACGGUAUAAACGCGGUAGCUAGCAUGUUGCAAAACACACAAAAGCCGGCCGUAGCGGCGGUUCUUGACACGGAGUACCAGGAAAUUGGUGAUCGCCUCUAUGAGAAAUUAUCUUUGGCUGAGGGAAAACAAUCAUCCACUGAACAAGCUAGCCGAAAACAGGCGACGGUUAAGUCGGACUUUGAAGAGACCACCACAUUUGCUGUGUCCGAGAAUUCGGCCACACAGGAAUUUUAUGACUUGACUACUAAUGCAGCUGAAUUGGCCACCAAGUUCCCGGAGCCAAACGACACGAUCGCCGCAGAAACAGUGACCACUAACGACACAGAAGAGGUGUUACGAAAUUCAGAACCUGGCUUGGAAAUGUUGACUGUGUUCAAUGUCAGCUCCACCGGAGGUCCCGGGCAAGUGGCCAAAUUGGACGAUUUGUCAUCGGAAACGCAAGUGUUUUUCGACAACACUACACCAUUUGAAAAUCGUGGAGCCGCUACCAAUCCGGCAACCAGUAAUGAAGAACUAGUAGCCACAACGUUCACUCCGUAUGUCGCUCAGGUGACGAGGGAGGUGACAAUGUCAACCGAAACCGUACCAUCCACAUCGACCACCACGACAAUACCACCAUCACUAACCCCAUCAGUGAAAGCGGCAAUAGCAACAGCAACAGCAGCAGCAGCAGCAACUGUAUCAACAGCACCAACAGCGGCUACUGCAUCAGCAGCAGCUACAGCCACGGCUGCAGAAUAUGAAGUCCAAAACUCAAUGACACCAGUAUCCGAAAACUCUACGGUAGCUGCAGCCACGACAAACUACACCAGUUGGUCCACGCCAGCCACUUUCACUUUGCCGCCUGCAGUAAAAUCACCUGGUCCAUCGUCCAACGCUUAUAGACCACAGAUGGCCAACAGUGCAUCUCCGUCCACAGUCGAAUUGCAUCCUGCACCUCACGAGAGCAUGGGCAUGGAAGCGAGUGUAGCGUUCUUGGGCGAUGAUGUACGUCGAUUUGCCGACCUAUGUAACGAGCUGUCGUUCAAGAUGUGGACAGCCGUUACCGGAAAAGGUCAGAUAGCCUCGAGAAGUCUGGUACUGUCUCCGUUCGAGCUGACCGCUAUGCUGGCCAUGGUAUUCCUAGGUGCCCGUGGUUCUACUUCUGGUCAGAUGAACGACGUGCUUAGGCUUGAUGACAUGGUCACUUUCAAUCCUCACCAAGUUCUCAGGAACAUAACGCACUCAAUAACCAACGUCAACAAUCCAGGUGUGGCCACUGCGUCUUUCGUUCGGGAGAUCUACAGCCACAAGGGAAAUGGAAAAAUACUAGAAUUCUAUAAAGAACGAGUACAGCAGUAUUACGAUGGACACGUAGAAGAAGUUGACUUCAACACGAUCGGAGACGUUUUAAGGAGACGAACGAAUUUAUUAGUCAAAAGACAAACUUUGGGUCGUGUUGUAGAAUACCUUCGUGGUUCUGGUUUAAGUUUGACACCGCCAUUCGCCGCAUUCAGUGCUAACGUAUUCCAGACGAGCUGCGAGAGCGCGUCCACCGAGGGCCGAGACGGCGAAAUGUACUUCGUGGUGAGGCCGUCGACCAGACAACGGCGCCUGGUCCCAGUGCCGGCGGCCGUUUGGCGCGGCGGGUUCCUGGCCGGCUACGAACCUGGGCUGGACGCAACGGCCGUUUGCCUGGGCCCGGAUUCAGCCGUGUCCACCAUACUGGUGCUGCCGGGCCAACAGGGCCAGGUGGCUCCAGGCGACGGGCUCGCCCGGUUGGAACAGCGACUGAUCGAGACAUCGUACCGGCGUGGCGGCUGGUCUCGCGUGCUCCGCAGCCUGUUGCCCCGGCCAGGGCUCGAGCUGCAAGUUCCGCGGUUCUCGCACCGAUCCGUGCUGAACGCCACGGCCGCCCUGCAGAAGAUGGGCCUUCGGGACGUGUUCAGCGACCAGAAGGCCGACCUGCGCGGCGUCAACGGGCUGUACGACCUGUACCUGUCUGACAUGCUACAGGUGAACACGUUCAGCACGUGCGGCGAAGACACCAUCGGCGCCCGGCAUCACGUAGAAACGUACCCGGCGUCGCCGCAGAGGAUGGGCCGUGCGGGUCGCGACGGUGGCCGCGAAAGCGUCCAGGAUAGCGGCAACGACGACGACGGCCACAAGAGUGGUGACGAGGGCGUACACAAUAGCAGUCACGACGGUGGUCGCCGGAAGCGCAAUGCCGACGACCUUCCGCUGCACAGCCCGUACUCGCAUAUGCCGCUUAACCUGCGGCCCAGACAGGCGCGGCUACCGGAUGUGCCGAGGCUCCGGUUCGACAGGCCGUUCCUUUACCUGGUCCGGCACAACCCCACUGGCAUGAUCAUCUACCUAGGCAGGUUUAACCCGAGAUUGUUGCCGUGAACGGUUAUAAUGAUUGCAUAAUAAUAUUAACUAAAUCAUUAGUAUUAUUAUUAUUAUUAUUAUUAUUAUUAUUGAUAUCGAACACAAAACAUAAUAAUAUUCCAAUAUAUAUAACACUAUUACACUAUUGCCAAACGAUAAUCAUUUUAAAGUGAGUUUCUAUUUUUUUUUAAUAUAAAAUUGACCCCAGGUCAUGCCCCACUCUGGACAGUAAAACUCGCGGCGUUCCGUUUUUGAUACGAACAAUUCACUAAUUUACACAAGAAUUGUGUUUGGCAAUAGGAUUUUUGGAACUUAUCCGGUCGAUUUCACUGACAUUUAACAAUAAAAAUAUAUAAAAACUAUCCAAUGAUAUUUUUUAAAUAAUUUUAUGAUCUUGGUAAAAUCGACAUACUAAACAUAUGUUUAAGUUUAAUAUAAUUCAGAAUAAAUUCUGAUAAAUAUGCAUUAGUUUUACAUUUUAUAUACAUAUAUAUUUUUUUAUACGUACAAUUUAUUAUUAUUAUUAUUUAUAGGAUAUUUAUCAGUUUAUUAUUAUUUUAAUAAUUUUACUAAAAUAUGCGUUACUCUACAACUGUGACACGCUUUGUGAUAUAUAUUUUGGCAAUAUAAAAUAUAAUAUUUUAUACACGAUGAUUAUUAUAUUAUUUAAUAUAAGAUUUUUUAUACGUAAAAUAAGAUUGUUCCUAGUUUUUUUAAGGAAUUAUGUCUAAAUACUUUUUUAUAUACACAGAAUAAGUUAAUCCAUGAUUCUGUUUUUGUAAUUUUUUAUUAUAAAUCAUUUAUAAUAAAUUAACUGCAAUA